Molecule: messenger RNA, 3166 nt
Organism: Candoia aspera
Lineage: Eukaryota; Metazoa; Chordata; Lepidosauria; Squamata; Candoiidae
Gene: NAA25
Product: N-alpha-acetyltransferase 25, NatB auxiliary subunit
Exons: 24
Coding region: 39-2963 (974 amino acids)
Biological process (GO): N-terminal peptidyl-methionine acetylation
Cellular component (GO): cytoplasm; NatB complex
Molecular function (GO): protein binding
Source: RefSeq, a predicted model, not a curated record
GCGGCGGCGGCUGCGCGCUGCGGUUCUGCGCUCUCAUCAUGGCGGCGGCGGCGGCGCGGGGCCAUGUGCAGGACCCCAACGACCGGCGCCUGCGGCCCAUCUACGAUUAUCUUGAUAAUGGCAAUAAUAAAAUGGCAAUCCAGCAAGCAGACAAACUGCUAAAAAAACACAAAGAUCUUCACUGUGCUAAGGUUCUGAAAGCCAUCGGCCUGCAAAGGACCGGCAGACAAGACGAAGCGUUCGCUUUGGCACAAGAGGUAGCAGCCCUUGAACCCAUAGAUGACAAUUCCUUGCAGGCGCUGACUAUCCUUUAUCGAGAAAUGCAUCGGCCGGAGCUGGUCACAAAACUCUAUGAGGCAGCUGUGAAGAAAGUUCCCAACAGUGAAGAGUAUCACUCGCAUCUCUUCAUGGCGUACGCAAGAGUCGGAGAAUAUAAGAAGAUGCAGCAGGCUGGGAUGGCACUUUAUAAGAUCGUCCCCAAAAACCCAUACUACUUUUGGUCCGUGAUGAGCUUAAUAAUGCAGUCAAUAUCUGCGCAGGAUGAAAAGCUCUCAAAAACCAUGUUUUUACCCCUAGCUGAAAGGAUGGUAGAAAAAAUGGUGAAAGAAGAUAAAAUCGAAGCUGAAGCAGAAGUUGAACUUUACUACAUGAUUCUGGAACGCUUGGAGAAAUACCAAGAAGCUCUGGAUGUUGUGAGGGGAAAAUUAGGAGACAAGUUAACCAGCGCACUCCAGAGCAGAGAAAAUAAGUGCAUGGAGAUGUACAGAAAACUGGGCAAGUGGCCAGAGUGCAAUGCGCUGUCGAAAAAGCUUCUGCUUAAAAACCCAGAUGAUUGGCAAUUCUACAUGAUCUACUUUGAUUCCCUCUUUCAGUUGAUUGGCAUGGCCUGGACGCCUCCAGCUGAAGGAGAGCAUUCUCUGGAAGGAGACGUGCAUCACAGCGUGGAGCAAGCUGUCGCUUUCAUAGAGCAGAGGCUAAUUCAAGAGUCCAACAGCGCCCGCCCGCUUCGGGGGCCGUACCUUGCCCGCCUGGAGCUGAUCAGCCGCUUGCGGCACAGAGGCCACGGCGAAGAAGGCAAACUGGGCAAUCCAGAAGAACUCAUGUUCCAGUAUUUCAAGAUGUUUGGGGAUAAGCCUUGCUGCUUUACCGAUCUCAAGGUGUUUGUAGACCUCCUUCCAUCAACGCAAUACACAAAGUUCAUCAACCAGUUGUUGGGGGUCAUCCCCCUUUCAGCCCCACCAGAAGGCAAACUGGCACUACCGGCUAAUAUCAAAGCUUUGCAGCAACACUUGUGUGUUAUGCAGCUGACACGGUUGCUUGGCCUCUUCCACACCAUGGACACGGCUCAAAAGCUAGCAGCGGUCCAGGACUUGAUGCUGCGUUAUCGGCACGGACUGGAUUUUGGAAAAUCCUGUUUGAAAACAGAGUUACAGUUUUCAGAUUACUAUUGCCUGCUUGCCGUUCAUUUGCUCCUUGACAUCUGGCUAGAGGCAGGUGAUGAAUCGGCCAUCUGGCAGAGCCUGACCUUGCUGGAAGAAGGGCUGACGUCCAGUCCGUCCAACGCCCAGUUCAAACUGCUGCUCAUCCGAAUCUAUUGCCUGCUCGGGGCCUUUGAGCCAGUGGUGGAGCUCUACUCCAGCCUCGACGCCAAGCACAUUCAGCACGAUACCAUCGGAUACCUGCUGACCCGCUAUGCCACAGCUUUUGGCCAUUAUGCUGCUGCAUCCCAAUCCUGCAACUUUGCACUCAGGUUUUUCCACUCCAACCAGAAAGAUACCUCAGAAUACAUCAUUCAGGCCUAUAAAUACGGUGCAUUUGAGAAGAUCCCGGAAUUCAUUGCUUUCAGGAACAGACUAAACUCCUCACUUCAUUUUGCACAAGUCCGCACAGAACGGAUGUUGCUGGACCUUCUGCUGGAAGCAAAUAUAUCAAGUUUGGAAGAAAGUAUUAAAUCCAUGAGCCUCAGUCCAGAAGAGGAUGACAUUUCCUGGAAUGACCUGCGAGAUAAUAGAGACCUCACCGUCUUAUUUAAUUGGGACCCGAAGGACAAGAGUAUUUCUGAAGAGCACAGAAAACUCUCCUUGAAGGAAGAGACCAUCUGGUUACAGAUUCGGUCCCUGACGUUACGGUUAAUAAGCGGGCUGCCGGCUCUUGGCCACAGCAGCCAGCCAAAGAACUCAGAAAAAGGCACAGAGAACGGGGUUUCCUCCAAGAUAGACACAGUGCGGUCUCUCCUGCGGCAGCUGGAUGAUGCAGUGGGAUCUGGGAAGUGGUUCCUGGAGCAGAACGUUCAGUACCCGGUCCUUGGUCCCCCUUCUUCACGGAUGGCCAGCUUCUUUGACAGCGGGAGCUGUCAGUCCCAGACCAGCUUGUUUUAUCUUGUUAGUGAAAUUUAUGAACUAGAUACCAAUGGCUUAGAAGAUUCAACAGCAAUCCAAGAGCGAAUAGGGAAUUGUUUGAAAUCAUUGCUGCAGCAACUAACAGAUCAGGUCAAUAAAUGCAAAGGUGAUUUGCUGGAAGUCAGGGAGGGCAGCUUCAAAACCCAUCCAAACCUUUUAGAAAAUCUAGUCUUCUUUGCGGAGACCAUCUCCAUCGUCUUGUGGGUCUGCAGUUACUCAGACGCCGUCCUUCGGCCCUGGAAAUCAAGCUUGCAGAAGAAGAAGAAGAAGAAAAAGGAAAGCACUGUGCAAAUGCCGCCUGUGUUCACCAGCUUCCAAGAUUAUGUUUCUGGACUCCAGACCCUCACCUCCAAUGUGAUAGAUCAUAUCAAAGGGCUUGAAGUCAGCUUAACUGCACUUAAACUUGAAGAGCUGUACAUAGAUGAUAAUUUACUCUUGCAGGAAGAAAAAAAGUUUACAAAGACUGCGCUAGGGAAAGUCCAGAAUAGUUACCAGCACGCAGUUCAAGAAAUUGGAGAUCUGCUGAAAAAGAGACUUGAUACCUUGAAAAAUCUAAAGGUUUGAUGAAAUGCCUCCUUUAUGGAGAAGGCCAAGACUGAAGCGUUGGCAUCAGAUAAGCAACAUCCACCGUCCCUUCUGUGUUAAAAUCUGGAACUUCCUCAUAAAUGCAUGAAGGACUUUGAUCACAAACUUUUUUUUAUGUAUUAAAAAGAUAUAUUCAAGCUGAUUAAAUUAUUGUACAUUAAAAAAUGGAAACAGGGACCCUC